UUUCGUGGACGCCGGGUGAAGGCGAGUGUCCAUAGGAAGCGGGCCGGAGGGGAGCGGGAGGACCCAUCAGAGCCUGUGGAUUUGAGCCUCCACAUUUCUAAAUCAGGAUCUCGGUAAGAGACCGGCGACGGAAGGAGUGAAGUGGAAAGUGGAGUUUAAGAGUACAAAGAAAUGCAUCGUGAUUCCUGUCCAUUGGACUGUAAGGUUUAUGUAGGUAAUCUUGGAAACAAUGGCAACAAGACUGAAUUGGAACGGGCUUUUGGCUAUUAUGGACCUCUCCGAAGUGUGUGGGUUGCUAGAAACCCUCCUGGCUUUGCUUUUGUUGAGUUUGAAGAUCCCCGAGAUGCAGCUGAUGCUGUCCGAGAGCUAGAUGGAAGAACACUAUGUGGCUGCCGUGUAAGAGUGGAACUGUCGAAUGGUGAAAAAAGAAGUCGAAAUCGUGGUCCACCUCCCUCUUGGGGUCGUCGCCCUCGAGAUGAUUAUCGUAGAAGGAGUCCUCCACCUCGUCGCAGAUCUCCAAGAAGGAGAAGCUUCUCUCGCAGUCGGAGCAGGUCUCUUUCUAGAGAUAGGAGAAGAGAGAGAUCACUGUCUCGGGAGAGAAAUCACAAGCCGUCCCGAUCCUUCUCUAGGUCUCGUAGCCGAUCUAGGUCAAAUGAAAGGAAAUAGAAGACCAGUUCGCAAGAGAAGUGGUGUACAGGAAGUAACUUCAUUUGACAGGAGUAUGUACAGAAAAUUCAAGUUUUGUUUGAGACUUCAUAAGCUUGGUGCAUUUUUAAGAUGUUUUAGCUGUUCAAAUUUGUCUGUCUCUUGGAACAGUGACACACACAAAGAUGUAAUUCUCUAUGGUUUGAAAUGGAUCAUAUGAGGCAUGUAAUACCAAGAAUUGUUACUUUACAAUGUUCCCUUAAGCAAAAUUGAAUUUGUUUUGAACUCUAGUCUUGUGUAGACUGAUAACAAACCUCUAAAUCCUGCCCAGCUAAAGUGUGAUGUAUUAAUAUAGAAAUAAAACUGGCAAAAAUUGAACUAAGAUUUACUUUUUUCCGUAGCUGGAAUAUAGUACGCAGCUAUAGUCUUUAAAAACUGCUGUGAACACAAGCCAGCAGGUAAAAAUAAAAGCUGCACCUUUAAACUAAAUUACAGGUCUUUGAAGAAUCCAACUAGUCUUUACCCUGGUCAGAGAUUGCCUAGUUGGUAUGGAAUCUGUUAAGUUUCAAGAAAGUUUACCUUUGCUUUAGGUCAUAAGUUCUUAUGUGAUUACUAUAUAUGAACACAUAGCUGUUUAUAACAUUAUUUGGAAAUUUUCAAAAUACCGGUGUCCUGCCAGUUUAAGGGUACAUUGUAGAGCUGAACUUUGAGUUACUGUGCAAGAUUUUUUUUCAUGCUGUCAUUUGUAAUAUGUUUUGUGAGAAUCCUUGGGAUUAAAGUUUUGGUUACAAAUUGUUGUUUAACUUGAAAGCCUGUUAUUCCUUGCAAACUCAAAUCUGUGAGCUUGGUACCAAGUCCAGGUAUUACAUUCCUAUUGGAAGCCAUACUUAUAUUUUCUUGUAAAGUACUUUUGAAUUAAUAAAAUAUUAGCAUAAUCGUGUAAUAGUCAGUCGAAGCCACUGUUACCAUUGUUCUUAUCCCAUGGAAAGCAGUUGGUUAUACAGUUCUUACAAGAAACACAACUGAGAAGGCACUAUGGGUUAGUUUCUUGAAGGGAAUAUUUGGUUGUCACCUGAUUGUUAACAGUGACCCAUUUUUUAGGAGUUAAAAACCAGUUCAGGGUCCAUGUUACUUAGUGACCAACAUCAUAAAGUAUAGCAGCCCCCUGGUACGUUGUAACCCAAAGUAAGUUGCCCAUAAAAAAUAGCUUUUAUCUUUAGCAUGAAAACUUUCCACAGUUUUAAAAAUUGCUUCCAUUUUAUAAUUUGAGGUGUUGCAUGGGAAUUCUAAACUGAUCCAUCAUGAUGUAAAAUUCACAUAUGGUUCAAAUGUAACAGUGCAGAACUGAAUAUGGAGGCAUGCAUAACCUUCCUCUUAGAAAUCGGGAGGAGUUGUAACUUCAAAUUUUUGUGCAAUUAGAUUAAAUCAUAAUGCAACAGU
Galeopterus variegatus (Sunda flying lemur) is the source of this 2085-nucleotide messenger RNA. RefSeq names its product serine/arginine-rich splicing factor 3 (gene SRSF3). Gene Ontology annotation, biological process: mRNA splicing, via spliceosome. Bases 172 to 666 code for a protein of 164 amino acids. Gene Ontology annotation, cellular component: nuclear speck. The transcript has 6 exons. The record is from RefSeq and is a predicted model, not a curated record. Gene Ontology annotation, molecular function: RNA binding. NCBI's taxonomy places the organism in Eukaryota, Metazoa, Chordata, Mammalia, Dermoptera, Cynocephalidae.